UGAUGCACUUCUAGGGUGUGGCUUGGCCCUCCGAUCCCAAAUCUCCUCCCAAUCCGCUGCAGCGCUCGCCCCUCGUGGAAAAGCUACGUACAUUGACUUUAUAAAACUUCCCCGCAGCGUUCGUUUUUCUUUUCCCCCAGUGGGUUUGACUUGAAGCUCUUUACUGCGGGCUUCUACGACUUCUUAGCGGCCGCAUCUACGUUGUCAACUGCCUAGCCAGACUCAAAGGACGAAGUUGUCUUUACCUACGGCCACUGGAAAGUUCCCCUUAUCUAUAUUCGCUACGUUUGAUUACAAAAGAAAUACUAUGGCUGUUGAUACGGCUACGCCCCGGCCAGGCCGUGAGCGGAGGUAUGUGAGAGGACUUUGGUGGAAGAGGCGCAAACCUGCAGCUGAGAACUGCGGCAGUAGCUGGUCGCGCGGUAGGGCGUAAUAAAUCCCUCUAAAAAUGGGUCGCCUUUGCCGUAGGUCCACUGUUGGUGGAACGACUCUGGGAGCUCCUGCGGUUUCGACCUUGACAGGUGUGGUGGUCGAAACGCCUCCCCGGUUGCCAGUGGUUCACCUGGAAGCUGCUGCGCCGUGCAACGACUCUUUGCCGGUUGCAUUGCACACACCCUCACCCAAAAAGAAGCGAUGGGUUGCGUGCAGGGAUUCUCUUGCUAAGCGGUUACGCAUUGGGAAGGUUGGAUCUCGACGGAGGCGUCGUCACGACAACAAUCAUUUCACAGAUCAUCCUAUUGUUGCCACGUCAAAGCACGAUCCUGAUUUCCACAGUCCGCAAGACAUGAACCCUGGAUACCACAUACCCCGACCUCCCUGUGCUUUUUCUGAAAUUUCCAAAAAUGAACUUUAUCACGCUAUGAUAAACGCAUCGACGGACCAACCCCAUCGGAUUCACAUCAUUCAUUACGCUUCGACUCGUGGGAACCGAAUGGCCCCAAGAAAGAUUGUAGCGGGUGAAUCGAAUCUCACGAAAAAUGAUCGUCGGUUGAGGCAGCACAUUCGUCGUACCGGAUGUGCUCAGGAAUCCAUCAAAAAGUUUGAACAGGUUGUCCUCAAGCAUGCUUUUGUCGCUGAGAAGGAUGACCAGGACGAAGAUGGAUGGGUUCGACUUGAUGCCGCAGAAGUAGUGGAAACGGAGUUUGCUGUAAAAAAUGCAAGCUCGCCAGAUCCCGGGCCCAUCUGCCUAGAGAUUAGGGAUAGUUUUCUCCGCUUACUUGUUCACGCCAUGUGCCGUUAUUAUUUACUUCCUUCUCACAGUGAGGAUACCGUGGAUGGCAAGCGCUUUACUUACAUUCAUCCUCCUGGGUCGUCUGCCUUUGACAAGUUGCGCCCGUGCAAGUCAUUUUUUGAUUACCUCUUUGCAUGAGCAACUUGGACAGGGGAACGUGUCGAUAGACACGAUUCGGGUCUGGAUGACCAGAGAUUUAUCGCAUUGGGUGAAUGCGGUUUAGGUGUAUAUGAAUGGCUGACCAGGCUUUUGGAGUAACUUAUGUUUAGUAUAAUAAGGUCGUGCUUAUUAUCUGUUGAUAUCUUCAUCUUGUGAUAUGUCAUCUAUGAACGAGCCGCCAGUGACAUUACCGUCGGUGGAUGCUUCCUGCAUGACACAUUCAAAGCGGAUCAGUUGUUUGUGCGGAGGGACAUGAGCUUCCGAAUUUAGAAGGGCAAAGAACCAUCGGUCGAUAGGAGAUGCAAAGUCUGGCGGUAAUCAUUUGCCAUCAAAAGUAUUUUAACUAUCGACUUUAUCACAACUUCUGGCGUUAUUGUGGUUUGAAAAUACUUUCUAAAUGAUGCGAUAAUAAAGACUUUUUACUGGGAUGUACAGAUAAUUCAGUGUAUGGAAAAGUGCUUCCGUAGGCAAUAAAUAAAAAC
Spizellomyces punctatus DAOM BR117 is the source of this 1872-nucleotide messenger RNA. RefSeq lists its product as uncharacterized. Bases 449 to 1369 code for a protein of 306 amino acids. The transcript has 3 exons. The record is from RefSeq and is a predicted model, not a curated record. Lineage: Eukaryota; Fungi; Chytridiomycota; Chytridiomycetes; Spizellomycetales; Spizellomycetaceae.